CCCCCGAUUCGAUUCGAUUCGACCUCACGGUCCCCGCAGCUCUCAGCUUGGUCUUCGUGGUCGCGGUCGUGGUCGUGGGCGCCCAACUCUACCGUCUACCGAACGUACUGUACAUACUUUGCAUAGAUGAAUGUCAAGCCGGACCCCUCCAGAUCUUCCGUAUGGUCCAUCGGCCACCCAAUCACAGGGCAUCAUCACAAGGCAUCGCGGACAGGGGAGGAGGGGGGGCUGAGACCACGGGCGGGCCAUGCCGGACUCCUGCUGCUGCUGCUGCUGCUGCUGCCGCUGUUGCCUCUGUCCAGUUGUCCAGUCAUCCAGUCAUCCCGGAUCACGGCCUCAACUCCAAAACUUGAAGUUAUCAUCUCAGAACAACGCCUUUAUCCGGGAAAGGAGUCAAACUACCCGAAGGCGGUCGACCUCCCCCUCCCCCUCUCCCCGAUAAGAAACCUGCUUUACUCGAAACAAGAUCAACUGCUCUAGAAUCGAUCGACACAAAAAGUCACAACCUUCGUCUUGUCAAACUUGUUCUAGCCCGCGCCGCUCCGGAAGAAACCUGGAGGCGCGACGGAAAAUCCUCGAAUCAACAUGCAUGUGUGGCACCAACAUUGCCAAUCUUGCUGAGUUCGCGUCCAAGACUGUGUCUUUGUGGCGGUUGAUUGGAGAGAUGCGGGCGUGGUGUGGUGUGGUUCUGAU
Aspergillus japonicus CBS 114.51 is the source of this 693-nucleotide messenger RNA. RefSeq lists its product as uncharacterized. The record is from RefSeq and is a predicted model, not a curated record. Bases 127 to 480 code for a protein of 117 amino acids. The transcript has 2 exons. NCBI's taxonomy places the organism in Eukaryota, Fungi, Ascomycota, Eurotiomycetes, Eurotiales, Aspergillaceae.